GAGUUCCCACAAGCAUGGCGCAAUCCCUUCCUAUGUAUUCGUCCCUCCCUGUGUCUGGUCCCGUCGCUGGAGCCCCAUUUAUCUCUGGAGCUCCCAUGAUGUCUGGAGCUCCUAUCAUGGCUGGAGCGCCUUUGAUCUCUGGAGCACCAUUCCUCCCUGGGGCUCCUGUUUUCUCUCAGGCUCCCAAUCAGAACGCUUCCGGAAGCCAGGCGCCUGUUGCUUCCAAUGUAGCUCCUCCAGCGUUCCUUCCUUCCUUUGGUGCCCCGUUGAUGCCCGGUGCUCCUCUUUCGAUGCCGGGAGUCAUCAAUGCUCCUCCUGAGCUCCCUGGAGACAAGCUCACUCCUCAGGAGUGCGCCAUCUACGGAGUGCCUAUCGGCGCUGUGUGGGGAGCUGUGAGACAGCCUGAGCAGCAACAGGAGGCUGAGGAUGAUGUUCGCGGAACUCAAGUCUAAAUAGUGUUUGUAUGAGAAUAAAAAUGUGCAAGUUUUUUCUG
Guillardia theta CCMP2712 is the source of this 493-nucleotide messenger RNA. RefSeq lists its product as hypothetical. The transcript has a single exon. The record is from RefSeq and is a predicted model, not a curated record. Lineage: Eukaryota; Cryptophyceae; Pyrenomonadales; Geminigeraceae. The coding region runs from base 15 to 452 and encodes 145 amino acids.